Molecule: messenger RNA, 3630 nt
Organism: Homalodisca vitripennis (glassy-winged sharpshooter)
Lineage: Eukaryota; Metazoa; Arthropoda; Insecta; Hemiptera; Cicadellidae
Gene: Not3
Product: CCR4-NOT transcription complex subunit 3
Exons: 10
Coding region: 390-2384 (664 amino acids)
Biological process (GO): nuclear-transcribed mRNA poly(A) tail shortening; regulation of DNA-templated transcription
Cellular component (GO): CCR4-NOT core complex; nucleus; P-body
Source: RefSeq, a predicted model, not a curated record
AGGCAAGGCAAGCAGCUCACUGUUGAGGACUAGUUGGUUUUCUAUACUGUAGGGCAGUAACUUUAAACUAAUAAUUUAACUGAUUUAGUGUUUAAUUUAUGUGUCUCAGAAAACUUACGGGGAUAUUACUAUUACUUGAUUUUUUAUAAUUCCCAUAUUGUUUUGUUGUUACUAGUUGUAAGGCGUGACUAUUGUUUUGCAGACAAUUCUAAACAAGCUUGUUUUAUUUGAACUUAGCUUUAAUUAGUAAUUCCUUUAUAUCUAUAAAGGAAUACAAUUUUAUUGUGAAGAGUAGAUUUUUAUCUUUGUUAAUUGCUUUGAAUAGUGUUUUAUAUUGAGUGUUUUAUUUAUUUUAUCCAGAUAUCUAGUGAUAGUUAAAUUUAAUUGAAAUGGCCCUAAUCAUUGAGGAUGGAUUCUACGGUGAAAUCGAGCGGUGUCUCAAGAAAGUAACAGAAGGCGUGGAGACGUUUGAAGACAUUUGGCAGAAAGUCCACAAUGCCACGAACAGUAACCAGAAGGAAAAGUAUGAGGCUGAUCUCAAAAAGGAAAUCAAGAAACUGCAGAGGCUACGAGAUCAGAUCAAGAGCUGGAUCGCCUCUGGGGAGAUUAAGGAUAAGAGUACGCUCCUUGAUUACCGGAAACUCAUUGAAACUCAAAUGGAGAGGUUUAAGGUUGUAGAGAGGGAAACGAAAACCAAAGCGUACUCCAAAGAGGGGUUGGGAGCUGCCCAGAAAAUGGAUCCUGCGCAGAAGGAGAGAGAAGAGAUAUCAACAUGGCUUGUGACAUCGAUAGAUGCUUUAAAUCUCCAGCUUGACCAGUUUGAGUCGGAGAUCGAGUCGCUGUUAGCAGGGAAGAAGAAGAGACUAGACAAAGACAAACAAGACAGGAUGGAUGAACUGAAGCUGAAGCUGGACAGGCACAGGCAUCACAUACGAAAGCUAGAGACCCUGCUGAGGAUGCUGGAUAACAUGUCGGUGGAAGUCAUCCAGAUAAGAAGAAUAAAAGAUGACGUAGAGUACUACAUCGAGUCAUCCCAAGAGCCAGACUUCGAGGAGAACGAGUACAUUUACGAUGACAUCAUAGGGUUAGAUGAGAUCGAGCUGUCGGGUGUUGGUUUGCCCUCAUCGGCGACGACAGACAGCAACGGCACCCCUACAAGCCUGACCUCAUCGCCUCCUCCGUCCCCCCCUCUCCCCCUCCAUAAUCAUUCCAGUGAUAGUUCUAAUGAAGAGAAGAAAAAGAAGGAAGUCGAUCAACUACCUACUAAGGUGGUGGUAAAACCUACUGCAGUUAGAGCCAGCAAUAGCAGUAUACCAUUGCUCAACUCAAACAGUAAAACAACAACACCUCUGACAAACAACAACAACAACAAGCCUGUGUCUCACUCUACGCCCAACAACAGCUCACCCUCGUCGGGCCAUAUGAACCACCACCAUCCUGUCGUCGCCCCGCCACCGCCACCAUCGAGUAACUUCGCUGCCGUCGCCGCCGCGCCCACUCAAAACGCUUCCAACAAAAUUACACCUCAUGCGGUGGAGAACGGCGGCAUCCUACCGGCGAGCAGAGGGGAGAGCAAUCAAAUACCCAACACCAACUCCACAGGUUCCUUGCACCACCCGGCGACGACAGAGUCUCCGCACGCAAUGCACAACAAUGUCAGCUCGGCAGGGGUGUCCAGUUCCCCCCCUUCGUCUGUGAGCAGUGCUCCGUCACCGACACCUCCCACCCCUCCCCCUCCUGCCCCCGUGCCACCACCUCCUACGGACCACGCCCUCUCCUCGCUCAAAUCUAUAGCACAGCAAGUCAUCGACCGAGCUGGUCUCGAAAUGCCCCCUUCGGACUCGAGUAGAGGACUGUUUGAGAACAAAGCGCGGGAGAGUGUGACGUCGGAAGCCCACAUACCUCCACUCCUCGGGGUGGCACCCCUUGGGCCUGUGCCACUACAGAAGGAGCACCAGUGUCAGUUCCAGAUGAUGGAGGCAGCGUUCUACCAUAUGCCUCACCCCUCGGACUCAGAGAAGAUUAGACAGUACUUGCCGCGCAACCCCUGCCAGACUCCUUCCUACUAUCACCAGGCUCCUCUGGCACACUCAGAUACGUUGGAGUUCUUCCAGCGAUUGUCGACGGAAACUCUCUUCUUCAUCUUCUACUACAUGGAGGGGAGCAAGGCGCAGUACCUGGCAGCGAAGGCGCUGAAGAAGCAGAGCUGGAGGUUCCACACCAAGUACAUGAUGUGGUUCCAACGUCACGAGGAGCCCAAGCUGAUCAAUGAGGAGUAUGAGCAGGGGACAUACAUCUACUUUGAUUACGAGAAGUGGGGCCAGCGGAAGAAGGAGGGCUUUACAUUCGAAUACAAGUACUUAGAGGAUCGUGACCUGAACUGAUCUGCCAUUGUCUGCAAGUGAUAUUGUAUAGAACUUUUUUUAAGAUAAGAAAGAAAGAAAAUCUCGCGUGUCAGUUAAAGCGCAGGUCGUCACCAAGUUUUCGCAGCGGCUGUGAUCAACCCGUACUGCCGGCAACAUUCAAGACUCUAUAUAUAUACUGAAUAUUUAUUGUGAUGUCACCAGCGGUGCGGAUUGGACAAAGUCAACAUGCGUUCAAUGCGUCCAGUUAUUCUCCACGCGUCUAGCUGUGUUCACGAAGUGAAGUCAAACGCAAUAUACAAAUUUGUACAAAGCUAUUUUUUUUUAGAUUAUAAUAUUACGUUUAGAUAGAAGUAUAAAAUCCGUAGAUAUAUUUUAUUAUUUGGCUAGAUGUGUGGUCUAUACUCGGCUCAUUGGAUGGGCGGACAGUUACAAGUCGGCUUGUUGUGUACAGUUUUUAUCAGACCGGCCUUGAUGUUGCAUUUUUCACGAAAUUUCAUAAUAAAUGAAUAAAGUGUAUUUUACACGAAAUUGUUAUUGUUAAGAAAACAUAACAAAGAUAAAAAAUAUAUUGUACAUUCUAUAUAGAUAAACGAGUCCGAUAAAAGUCCCUGGGACCAGCUAUCAGAGACCUGUACAUUUUUGUAUUUUAAAGUAAAUUCCCUUUGUUUUAUUUGUAUAAUUAUAUAGAAUUUAGAAAUUGUGUAUUUUAGACUUUCGUUGUAUGUAAUAAUUAGUCACACUGGAACCUCUGACGUUUCCUUAAUUUAGAGUAAUGGUACGGUGUAAAGUGAUAAGAGAUUUAUUUGUGACUCGAUUCCGGAUGCGGCCCACCGUCGUCGCGACGGCGGGCCGCAGACGGAACAGAGAGGCUGGUCAUAGUCCGUGAGCUGUACCGUCAACUGAAAUGGCUCAUCAUUCCAGUUACUGAGGCAUUUACUGUGCAAUGUGUUGUCUCUGAGACACGUGAUCUCAACCCCUCCCUAUCGACGGUCCCAGGGUACCCAGACGCAUUGGCAUCUAUUCUUCAUUGUCUUUCAACAUUUGUUAUGUACAGAGUUUAGGCUGUAAUCUAAGCAAUGAAAAGAUGGUGAUGACCUGAUUUUUAAAUACAAUCCAUUUUUGUCAGUAUUUGUACGUUUUAUUUCUUAUCUUAAUUUUUUUAUUUUACAACCCCCAACUGCCUUGUUUAUUUGUAGAUAUAAGAUUAUGGGCUAAUGCCUGUAAAGAGAAUUGAAAAUACAGAUCUUCGUUUACAAGAAGCAUA